AUGCAAAAUAGUAAUGGAUCGUUUAGUAGCUCAAGUGAUCUUCUGGAUAACCAUGUACUGUGCAAUGACAAGUUGGGCGUACCGGCCAUGGAGAGAUCAACAAGAUCUAGCCUAGACGCUAAUAGUGUCGAAGUUGGCGAAAUAACAGAGUCUCCAGAUACAGAAUAUAUGAGUACGUCGGCUAUUUUACAUUACUGUAAAUCGAAGAUAUUACUUCCAUAUUUAAAACUUCUUACUGUUAUGGGGUUAAGGCCAGUAGUGGAUGUGUCCAAUUCAUCUAGAUUUGCAAUUUUUUUAUCACAUUUUCAUUCUGCACAGGUUGCAGUAUUUAUGUGCUUAGGAUAUAUACUUCAGUACAUGGCAUGUUUUCGGCGGGAUAGAGGAUUUUGCUACAAAUUAGUGCCACUAGCUUUAACGUCGUCUUACGAAUAUGAAGCCUAUAAACAAGUAUGUUAUGGUAAUAUUGCACUAACGUAUGUUGGGCCCAGCGUAUUACAUUUUAUAGGAUUUUUAUAUGCGCUAUAUCUCUUUAGAAUAUCUGAUAAUGAGCAACUGCAAAAUCUUAUGGAGAGGGUAUUUUUACUAUCUUCUUACGCGCCACAAGGAAUGCCUACAGCGAAACCUAAACGGCUGUUACGUAUGUUGUGGUUUUUUAUAAUUCUUAGUGUUUUGUGGAUGUGCAUAUCAUUAUGCUCUGUUAACUUAAUGAUGGCCAAAGGUACUAUUAUUUUUCGGUGGAUGGAAACGAGCUCACCAGAAGUGAUACUUGGAUUGAAGAUUUUACUAAUCUUUUGUACUUUGAUACAUGACAUGGUGCAGGCCACCGUGAUUACGAGCUAUUGUUUACAAGCUCAACUUUUGCAAGCUCAUCUUGUCUGUUUAGAUGAACGUCUUAUAAAUAAGACUAUAACGCCUCUAAACUGGAUGAGAGAGAUAUCAGAAUUUCGGAAGUUACUUAAAUACUUAAAUGAUGAUUUAGCACCAGCAGUUUGCUUAUUUACUAUCGUAAAUAUAUCGUGGGCAGUGUCCGGUACCAUGUGGCUAUUGAACCUGGACAAAGUGGAUACAGAGACGGAGCCAAUAGAAGGGAUCAGUAUCCUCAACCUGUUACUUUGGGUGUCUGCAGUUAUAGUGCCGUUUGUACAGGCGGCGCGGCUGUCGGGCGAGGGCCGGCGCGCGCAGGGCGUGGGCCACGAGCUGAGCGCGCGGCCCUUCCUGCACCAGGACGCGCCGGCGGAGGAGCUGGGCGCCGUGCUGGCCUACGCCGCGGCGCUGCGCCUGCGCGCCGAGCUGUGCCGCUGCCCCGUGGCGGCGCGCGCGCUGUGCGCCGCGCUCGCGCUCGCGCUCGUGGCCGCCUUCGCGCUCGGCAUGUGCCACUACUUGCAG
Messenger RNA from Brenthis ino (lesser marbled fritillary), 1386 nucleotides. NCBI's taxonomy places the organism in Eukaryota, Metazoa, Arthropoda, Insecta, Lepidoptera, Nymphalidae. The record is from the annotation of a GenBank genome assembly.